UGUAUUUCACUCUUUCUUGCUCUGCCUGACCAUAGGCAGUCAGCCUUCCUCCGUUCUGACUUCAGCCACCACCGAAGCGCUCUUUUACCAUACGAGAUGGCGACAAACCUGGGCGCUACAUUUGUCCCCGGCGGAGGGGAUGAUUACUACAUGCCGGAAGUAUUCGCUCCGGCACCUCAGAGGUGAGUGAGUCUUUUUGUUACUUGUUUGAGGAGUUCUUGUUCGUUUUCUCAGCCUCUUUUGUUGCUUUUCUUCUGCCUAUUUUUGGCUGCAUCACAUCAUCACAUCAUCGCAGUAUCGUUUACCGGCAGCACCUCAAUACCUACCACCUACCCACCCAUCGCUCCGCUGCAGUUGAUUCGAUCCAUUUCGCCCAGCACGCACCUCAACUAGCUGCCGCCUGUACUUCCCCAAGCUGCAGCCUGUGGCCCAGCUGACUUCGCUCAUAAUCACCCCUCCCAAACUUUGGAGCCUGCCUUGUUCGGUUUCCCCGCCAAAAGAGGAAGCUUGCCCCUCCCUACCGACCUACCCGCCCGUCCUUUCCGUCAUCUAUGCUGAACCCCCUGCAAUAGCUGCACUACACUGUCUUGGAUGGAGGCCCAAACAGGCUCCAACACUUCUUGAUUACAACAUGCACUUGUCGCUGCCCUAUACAGCCUCGAUAUAGGCCGACCCAUUGUUUCUUUUGCUUACCCCCAGUUGCUAAUUUUCUCCCCCUUUGCAUCUUUUUCACCCUCUUGCUUUCUUUUUCUUUUUACCUUUUGUAUUCUUCUUCUCUUUUACGGCCCCUGCACACGAAAAAAAAGCUUUUUUUUGCGCAAACCAACCGAACAAAGCGGGCCUCAGAUUGGUCCGGCGCGUUCAGCCCAAGCUAAGAAGAGGGGAGGGUGAGUUAUCGAUUUGCUGACGCCAAGUUUCUUUUUCUGUUGGAUUGGGCCCAUGCAGGGUUAUGCCAGAAGUCCCUCAGAACAUGCAAUCAGACCUUCAACGACUAGAACAACAUUCUGCUGAUCUAGGCGCGACCGGAAACCAAACCCAAGGCAACGCUGCCUCCAGAAAGACAGGUGCGCACCACCAGAGAGACCCCUCGCUUUCAGCCUAUCUGAAUACCCAGGUAACAGGAGGUGGAGGCACAGGUGGCAGUGCAACAGCUCCGUCGGUGCCCCAAAUAAACGAGCCCGACGGCAUCGAGUUCAGGCCCUUCGAAGACAGCGACAAGAAGACAUACGACAAGAUGUCUUCUCACGACGCCUACGACGCCCCCAGCUUCUCGCCCUUCCCCAAGGUCAAAGGCGAGAACAUACCGCUGAGCGACGAGGAGAAGGAAGAGAUACUAUACAAUGCGCGGUCCCACGUUUUGCACUCCAACAAUGUCUCGAUGCAGUUGUCGUGGGCGCGCGACUCGCUAGCUUGGGUUGAGAUCAUGGCCGAGUCCUGGCAACGGGAAAACGCUGGCGCCGAGCGGCCUAGGACCCCGAAGGUUGAACACGAGCUAAGGGAAGAUGCAAUCAACAUCGUCCACUACCUGGCAGAACAAGGCCACCCAGAGGCCCUGUUUAUGCGCUCCAAAUGGCUCGAGUUUGGCAAGUUCGGCCAGCGAGCCGACAAGAAGGAGGCUUACUUGGGUUACCGCAAGGCUGCCGAGCAGGGAUGGGGUCGCGCCGAGUACCGUAUGGGAAUGCUGUACGAGAACUCCAACGACAUGGAGAAGGCAAAGAAGCACUACAAUUUGGGCAUGGAACAGCGCGAUUCGGCUGCGUCUUAUCGACUCGGCAUGAUGAGCUUGCUUGGCCAGCAUGGGUAUCCAAAGGAUUACAAGUACGGUCUGGAGCUGAUCCAGAUCGCAGCCGACAGCGCCGAUGAGGACGCACCACAAGGUGCCUAUGUCUACGGCAUGCUGAUCUCGAAAGAUUUGCCCGAUCUCGACAUCCCAGAGAAUAUCCUUCCCACAAACUUAGGUCUUGCACGUCAAUACAUUGAAAAGGCGGCAUUCCUGGGAUUUGCGAAGGCGCAGUCCAAAAUGGGCCAGGCCUAUGAGCUUUGCCAACUAGGCUGCGAUUUCAACCCGGCCUACUCAUUACACUACUAUGGCCUUGCCGCAAGACAGGGGCAGCCCGAGGCGUCGCUGGGAGUCAGCCGUUGGUUUCUUUUCGGUUACGAAGGGGUCUUUAGUAAAAACGAGCAGCUUGCCUUCAAGUAUGCAAAAUCUGCAGCAGAUACCGGACUGGCUACAGCCGAAUUCGCCAUGGGAUACUACCACGAAAUUGGCAUCCACGUCCCCAAAGAUAUCCGCGAAGCCCGCAACUGGUAUGAGAAAGCUGCCGAUCACGGCAACAAGGAUGCGGAGCAGCGGCUCGAUUCGCUCCGCCAAUCCAAGACUCUGACCAAGGAAGACCACGAAACGACUACCCUCACACGAAUUAAGUCCCAGCACGGUUCUCAGCGCGGUAAACGACCCGACAGGUUCAAGCAGAGGGAAAGUGGAACCAUGCCUACCGUGGCCGAGUCGAGGUCUGGACCUGGCACCCCCAUCGAUGGUACGAUGCCGCAACCGGGUCGUGGCCCCAGCCCGGGCCACUCACCUAUCGCAAACGGAUUUGAUGGCUAUGAUCAAAGCAGGGGCCGGCAGCCAGCUUUUGGUGUUAAUGUUGGCCAACCGCCACGCGCAAGGUCAACCGCUCCCUAUCCGGAAGACGACAGGCCUGCACCGCUCAAUAUGUCGGCUCGCGCGAGAUCUACAGCGCCAUACCCGGAGGACGAGCGGCAGACGCUUUACAACAAGCUCCCAGUAUCUCCGCACUAUAAUCCCGACAUCCGCGGCGCGGGGGUGAGUGCUCCCUUGGCAGAGCGACCCAAUUCGGCGUUUGGCAUCAGGGCGGAUCCGUAUCAGGCUGGUGGAUACAGACAGUCCCAGGCUGGUGGUCCUGGCCUUGCUCCGAUAUCACCAGCAGGCGCUCAAGGGCGCGGACGCGUUGUGUCGGCCGGUCCUGGGUGGGAUCAACAGGCGCAUGGUGGAUACCGGCAAUCUAACACCAGCCCUGCGGGAUAUGGACCUGACCCCUACACUCAAGGGCCACCGCAAAUGAGCGGGGCUGGAGGCCCGAUGUCCCCGCCCAUGGGUGAUCCUUCGAGAAAUCGCCUUACCAAGCAGCCUCCCGGCCCUAGUCAGCCUGCAUACUCACCCCAGGGCUCGCCUGGCUAUCCUCCUCCCAUGGUUAAUGCGGCAGUCCCUGGCCGUGACUAUGGUCCCAGAACCUCAUCCCGUCCUACCUCUGAUAUGUACGAUAUGAGGGAUAUGAGGCAGAACAUGCCUCCAGUGGCAGGCCGGCCAGUGUCGGCAAGGCCAGACCGCUACGAUUCGCUACCGCAGCAACAAGGAGGCGGCUAUGCAGGGGGUCGGCCGCCACAGCAACUCAAGGAUAGGCCAAGCCACAUAAAUCCUAUGGACCCCGGCAGGCAGAGCGCACCGCCUAGCCAACAUGGCGGCGGGAGGCCCAGUCCAGCCCCGAGCUCGGUCCCAAGCUUCUCCAGUGGCCCAUCAGGCCCUCCCGCUAGGAAGCCUGUUGGUGGGGGCGCUGGGGAUGGUGGUGGUGGUGCUGCUGCCAACAAGCCGGCACCUCAGGGCCCGGCAACUUUUGAAGAGAUGGGUAUUCCUCAGGGCAAGAACGAUGGUGACUGCGUUGUAAUGUGAAAUUUGAUGGGUAUCAGGGCGCAGUAAUCAUCUGAGGAAGAAACACUUUGUGCAUAUAGAUGACAGGCAGGGGCCAACAAACAACAGGGUUUUUCUUUAUUUUGGCAUUUGAAUUCGACAUUGCGGGCAUUUGGAAACGAGGUUGGCUUUCCACCCAGACUAUUGCAUUGCGCAAUUUUUUUUGCAUGGCGAGGCCGAAGGCGAUUUAAAAAGCAUGCAGUUCUGGUUUUCCUUAGAUGUUUGGUUCCUUUUUACGUCCAACUCAGCUUUGUAGAUACCACCAUUUGGAAGAGUAAUCGCGCCGGCGGAUCAUCGCUGUUUGCCCGAAUUGAUUGACAGGCAAAUGUCUCAAUUUCACAAAUGUUAAUUUUUCCGCAGACUGCGCCAUGACAAAUGCCAUACCAGUCGAACCAAGAUAACAACACCAGCGU
This is a messenger RNA of Pyricularia grisea, 4122 nucleotides long. RefSeq lists its product as uncharacterized. The transcript is spliced from 2 exons. Lineage: Eukaryota; Fungi; Ascomycota; Sordariomycetes; Magnaporthales; Pyriculariaceae. The record is from RefSeq and is a predicted model, not a curated record. Gene Ontology annotation, molecular function: protein binding. The coding region runs from base 950 to 3691 and encodes 913 amino acids.